UACUGUAGAGUAAUCAGAGUUUGUAAAAAGAACAAAACAAAAACUAGGGUAAUCAGAGUACUAUGGCUAAAUUUGUUUGCACAUUUCUUCUCAUGCUUCCCAUGGCCUUUGUGAUCCAAAAUCAGGCCCGUGUGGAAGGAUAUAUAACUCCAGGAGAUUGUGCAUCUACAUGUGACAAGCGUUGUUCAGCGGCUGCAUACAAAACGGAAUGUUUGAACUACUGUAACACGUGUUGUCAAAAGUGUUUGUGUCCGUUUAAUGAACAAAUAUUUUCAUAUAAGACUAGUGGCGAAGAUUUAUUAACUCCCGGAGAAUGUGCAUCUACAUGUGAAAAACGUUGUGGACCGGUUGCAUAUAAACAGAAUUGUCUAUCGUAUUGUAACAUGUGUUGUGGAAAAUGCUUGUGUCCCUUCAGUAAUGAGCCUUUGAACACAAGGGAGGAUAUGUCCAUGCUACCAUAAUGAGAAAAUAGGAGCUAGAGGAAUACCAAUUUGACAUGUGCCAUUGUUUCUCAUGCAUAAUAUUGAUGUAUUUCUUUCCUACAAUUGAAUAAUAUUUUUUUUUUAAGGUAUAA
Molecule: messenger RNA, 574 nt
Organism: Cicer arietinum (chickpea)
Lineage: Eukaryota; Viridiplantae; Streptophyta; Magnoliopsida; Fabales; Fabaceae
Source: RefSeq, a predicted model, not a curated record